Messenger RNA from Ixodes scapularis (black-legged tick), 2635 nucleotides. RefSeq lists its product as uncharacterized. Lineage: Eukaryota; Metazoa; Arthropoda; Arachnida; Ixodida; Ixodidae. The coding region runs from base 198 to 2543 and encodes 781 amino acids. The record is from RefSeq and is a predicted model, not a curated record. The transcript has 2 exons.
ACAUUCCGUCCCAUAUAAAUAUAUUGUUGUGUCUUCUCUAUACCUAUUUUCUCAAAUCCCUCACUUUCGCUUUUCUUGUGCGCGCCUAUUUCGUUCGUGUUCUCCACAGUAUCCUCCAUCCUCCACGCCGUCUUUGCCUCUUCGGUCAUUGAUAGGGCCGUUAGUUUCGGGAAAGUCCCGAAUGAGGAAGUCGGACGAUGCCUCCGCAACUUAGGAAACGCCCGGCGCCACCGCCCGAUGCCUUACCGACAGUCUCCCAGUGCCGCUGGGAACUCCGGAGAUUCGCCACGAGCCACCGCUGUCCAGAGAUCUCCACGGCCAAGGAAGCACACAGGUUUCUCAACAACAUCGGUGCCUACGCCGAUUUGCCCCGGUUUUUCAAGCCGUGCACGAAAAGCGACGACCAGUCGUGUCACCUGCUGGACCAGCUCGACAUCUGGAACCAGUUUCUGCAGGAGGUGGGCAUGCUGCUUGAGGAAGUGGCUCCGGGGACACUCGGCGUCGCUCCACAGUGCAGGGAUUCUGACGGCCCCGCAACGGACCACUGCAAUCCUCACGGAUGGGUGCUCCUUCACUGGCUCUUCAAGGAACAUCGCUGCAUUGCAAACCUACGGCUCCUCAGUCCCAACAAACGUUCCCAGCUCCAUCUGGGCGACGCACUGAGCCAGAACUCUGGGCUCAGGAUGCUGACACUGAGUUACGAGACAAGCGAAGAGGAGCUCAGGAUGAUCUACUCCACCGUGAGACGUUGGACAAAGCUAGAGAGCUUGACCAUCAGCGGACUAGCUCUGUCCAAUGACACUGCGGUGCUACUGGAAGCGUCCCUGGAGAAUCUGCCGUCGGUGAGGUCUUUGGACGUAUGUUUCUUGAGUAUCGCUCCUGCCUGUGAUGCUGAGCUACUCAAGGGUGUGUUCGAGAGGAUGUCAGCACUGACAUCGCUCACCUUGUCCUACAUGUUUGCAACACCAGACAUUGAAUUGGUGCUCCACAGCCUGGGGCCCGGUCUGUCCGAGCUCAGGGUGGAUGACAGUUUUCUGGUACCCCAGGAAGGAGCAAUCUUCCAAGAAUUUCUUUCUGGCAACACCGUCUUGAAUAAGCUGACCCUGAUCCAAAAGGUGUGCACAGGAAUGGGCGAGCUCGAUAAUGUUUUCAAGGGUCUUCUGCUAAAUCAUAACCUCGACGAACUGCACCUUUCGGGCUUUGGCCUCGAAAAUCCCACGAUGGAACUGCUUGCAGAAGCUGUGGUGGAGCACAGCACGCUGAAGAUUUUGUCUGUCUUUUUUUUUGACGAGUGCUGGGAGAUGGACGGUACACCUCUUGCGAAGAUGCUGGGUCAGAACAAGAGCCUCCAAGAACUGAAGUUCGAAGUGGGCGAAGUUGCCUGCUACGACGCAUUCGCCGAUGCAGUUCGCAAGAAUACCACUCUGAAGAAGCUGUCUCUCAAUCUUGUCCAGUUAGACAAUUUGGCCGAAAUCUUUGUUUACAGGGGGUUUCUGGAGGCACUCUCGUCCAAUGGAACGAUCCAGCAGGUCAAGCUGGGAAGCAUUUACUCUGUUUUAGUCAGCCAAUUCAGCGAGCUUCUCCGUGAGACUGGGACUGAAAGAAGGGUAACUUUUGAAGUCGACUUGACCGACAGCGAGUUGUUUACCGAGGCUCUGGAGAAAUGCUCGGGACUCGCUGAAAUGAGUUACUCAGACUGGGGGUCCAAAAUCCCUGUGCCCCCAAGUGCAUAUCGGCACCUGAUGCGCUAUUACAACCUUGAGGACUUGGACAUCACCCUCUUGCAUCAACCGAUCGAUGACGAGACCGUGACUGCCCUGGCUGAGUUUCUUGCAUCUACCAGAACCCUGCAGUCUCUCUGUCUCGACUUUGACUCUUCACCGGCGGCCACACAUGCACUCUUGGACGGCAUCUCGUGCAACAGGAGCAUCUCAAGUUUGGUCAUAAUAAGGUGGACUUUCAACGAACUGAAUGCCUGCCUGUUGUGGCAAAUCUUGAGGAACACGGACAUUCUCAACAAAAUCUAUCUGUCGCUCUACAAUAACAGUGAUUUCAAGGCGCUGAGCCAGUUUCCUGAACGUCUGCUAGACAACCACAGCCUGCUCUCUGCAGAUUUUUCAGACUUCCCGGAUUUCAUGUUUCAAAUCAAGGACGUGAUGCGGCGGAACUUAUCGACCCUCUACCGCGCGGUGAUGUUUGUGAUGGGUUCGCGUGGAAGGCGCUAUGCCGAGGCCUUUGAGCGUGUCUCGAGGAGUCCCGCUUUAGUCAAGGAAGUGCAGAAGUCUGCCUCCGAAUCCAAGGAAGAUGCCAAGGAACGGGUGCGGUGGGCCAAGGACUACCUGAACCAGCACUUUCUGGCGGCAGCUGGUGUUGUCAAGGGCACUCUUGUGUGUACCGAGAAUGGACGGCUCCAGCUGGAUCAGAUUGGCUUGGACAGCUGGCUCCACAUCCGACGGUACCUCAAAGUGGCUGAUAUCAAGGAAUCCACUGACCAGCCAUCCACAUCCCGUCACCUUUAUAAGAAGCGUCGAUCGAGGCGUUAGAUGUGUAGAAAUUCCUUGUAGCUCUUUUUUUUAAAUUGUUAUUCAAAAUGAUUUCUUGUUAUAAUUGGCUGGAAGAAAAAAGAAAAACCUUC